GCCCCGACAUAGAAUGCAUUGAAAGCCUCGGGUCAUAGGUGAGCACUCGUUGUUUGCAAGUGUUUUGACUCAGUGCGACUACCAUACACACGCACUGUCCGUGCCCCUUGACGGCAGUCGGAGUUCUUGUUUGAUUACCAAGAUGGCGGAAGCUUCCUCUCAAGCGGCUCGGUUUUUCUGUCAUUGCUGCUCCGCAGAGAUCGCACCUCGAUUACCGGAUUACAUCUGUCCCCAGUGUGACUCUGGUUUCAUUGAAGAACUGGCAGAUGAAACAAGGAAUGCUGAAAAUGGCUCCAGUUCCACGACUUCGACCAGUGACCAGAAUCGACACCCUAUCGAGAAUUUAGAACAAUUGUUUACAUUACGCCCAGGAUUUGGACAGUUUGCUUUUGAGAUAUUUGAUGAUGGUCCCGAGUUUCCAUCGUUCCUGUCUGGUGGACAGCAGAGUGAGAACAGAGAUUCCGAGAACAGAAGAGAGCGGGAACACCAGUCACGACAGAGGUAUAGCGCUAGGUAUCCAAGGGCUCGUGUCACAACAAGACGUACUGCUGGAAGACAGGAAGGUACUCCAACUCUAGAAGGAAUUAUUCAGCAGUUGGUUAAUGGAAUCAUAGCACCUACAACAAUGCCAACAUUAGGAUUAGGCCCUUGGGGAGUUUUACACUCAAAUCCAAUGGACUACGCUUGGGGAGCCAAUGGUCUUGAUACGAUUAUCACAGGUAAAACAAAGUAUAAUUUGUUUACUAGGUCUCAUCCCCCUCCUAUGGACAAGAAACGUUCUCGCUUGGACCCAUCUUCACCGGUCGACGGACAACAUGUCGGUGUUGGAUUGGAGUGCCCAGUGUGUAAAGAAGACUACAGUAUAGGAGAAAAUGUCCGUCAGCUUCCAUGCAAUCACUUAUUCCACAAUGACUGUAUAGUACCUUGGCUGGAGCAGCAUGAUACUUGUCCAGUCUGCAGAAAAAGUUUAAGUGGACAGAACACAGCAACAAACCCUCCAGGACUGUCAGGGAUCAAUUUUUCUACUUCCUCUUCCUCCUCUUCAUCAGCUAGUUCGCCGACUAAUGAAAAUUCAUCAAACAGCUCUUGAGUAUCAGCAGGACUUGUCCAGAACAAAACUGGAGCAGCUUUCAAAUCCAACAGACAAGGAGAUAUAGCUGCCAGUUACACUUCCAUAUUUGUAGCCUGAUUCUGAACAUUUUCUCACAGACGGUCAAGCACCUGAGAGCUCAUCAUAACCAGCUGCAGGAAAAAUUGUUUCAGAAUUCCAUGGAAAACAGUGCAGACUGCCAAAAGCAUUAUGGAUACUGCUGGACAGAUGGUCCAUACUACCAGAUAUGUGGAAUUCCUCUCAGUUCAUAGAUGGCAGUUGACCGUGUUAGAAAUUCUCACUCCCUAACAUUAAUCAGAACAAAGGAAAAGAUUGUUGAUUGUGCAGUUUCCAGAGUUCUUUCACAUUUUUAUUUUUGUUGUUGUUUUUUUUUUUUUUUUGCAUUUAAGUUUAAAGUACAGGUACAUAAAAAAAACGUAAUUUCUGCCACAGAUGCACUGCAUUUCUCACUUCCUUGGAUUAAUUUCUAUCGCUAGGGAUCAUAAAUCAGGCAGAAUUCCCUUAAACAUCCCUUUACUUAACUUGGUGGUAUCUGGUUUGAAUUAAGUGUCUAUUCUUGCUGUGAACUUUGGAAUAGAGCUCAAGCGAGGGCUCUUUGUUUUGCAUUCUCAGAACCCAAAUAUCUGUGCUUUAAAAAUAACCUUCCAUUGUGACCUUUCCUCCUCCUUAUUGGACAGCAUCACACAGUUUUUGCAGAUGUUAAAUAUUUAUUAGGAAAUGGAUGCCUCAGCCUUGUCGAAGCCUACUUAUGUCUUUACUGAGGAUUAGAAGACAGAUUGCAACUUAUAGAAGCAAGCAGCAAGUGCCAGCACAGAAACAGCUUCAGGUAUGCCUUCCGUACUAGCCAUGAUUGAGUGCUUCUCUCUGUUCCAUUCGUAACCCGAUGUACCAAGCGUUGAAGUGUCUGCUUUUUGUGUCGGAGAGGAACUGAUGCAUCAUAAUGUAGGGCAGACAUUGUCAAGGCACAUUCUGCAAACUGGAAAAGUCCCUUGUAUUCUUUUCAGAUUGUUGAAAAUAGACAGAAGCAAAGUUUUAAUAUAAUUUUAUAAAGUUGUAUUAUACAUUAUAUCUAUUUGUAUGAAAACUGUUUACUUUUAUGCACUCGCACAGUAUGAAAAGGAGGUGUGUUGUGACAAAAAAAUAAAACCUUUGAAUUAAAUGUGA
This is a messenger RNA of Protopterus annectens (West African lungfish), 2275 nucleotides long. RefSeq names its product ring finger protein 126 (gene RNF126). NCBI's taxonomy places the organism in Eukaryota, Metazoa, Chordata, Ceratodontiformes, Protopteridae. The transcript has 10 exons. Gene Ontology annotation, biological process: ubiquitin-dependent protein catabolic process. Gene Ontology annotation, molecular function: ubiquitin protein ligase activity. Gene Ontology annotation, cellular component: cytoplasm. The coding region runs from base 143 to 1090 and encodes 315 amino acids. The record is from RefSeq and is a predicted model, not a curated record.